This is a messenger RNA of Bursaphelenchus xylophilus (pine wood nematode), 3506 nucleotides long. Lineage: Eukaryota; Metazoa; Nematoda; Chromadorea; Rhabditida; Aphelenchoididae. The record is from the annotation of a GenBank genome assembly.
AUGGAAUCGUCAGAGCCAAAUCGAGAAGUCCAUCCGAUGCCUGCAGGAUAUAAUAUGGAGUCAAAUCAGGAUUCCCACCAAACACCCGGUUCUAUUCAUGAUUCGAACCGCUUGAUUGAACAAGAACUCGGGUAUGUUCCGUCCAACGCACGCAUUACUAUAUCCGUCUGUCGGGGAAAUAAUAUGGAUUUGUCGAGCCUUGGAAUCGCCUAUCAAAAAACAAGCGGUGGCUAGCCACGGCUGGGGAUUUGGCGACUGCGAUAAGGCGGAAAUUUUGCUGCGACAAAUCCACAUUUUUUUCUCGACUGACCGAUGGACUCAAUAAAUUCUCAGGACUUUUUGCGCCUACAAUGACGGACCUGAUCCAGUUGCAAAAGACGUACCAUUUUGCACUUGGGAAGCAUCAAAAAUGUGGCUAAAUGCUUCACUCUCCAAGUGAAAAAAAACUUUGUUUUGAAAGGCGCGCCCUUCCCUCACAAAAAGACCACAUUUUUGAUACUUCCUGCAUGCAAAACGGCACGUUUUUUCCCACUGGAUCAGGUCCCCCACUGUAGUACUAAUGAACCCUUUUUUAGCCCACUAAAUCCUACAAAUCCCAACAUUCGAGCAAUGACAGUUCCAUCAACAAAGCGACACUUCAAAACAAAACUUAUUCUGGAGCACCCAGCUGAUAAGACGCGUUGUUAUGUACUAACGAAUGGUGGCCAGUGGAAGAGGAACCAACAAACGAUUGUCCGCUAUGUCUGUGCGAGUUGCCGUUCGUUGAAGGACGGCCGGAUCAUCGUGGACUCGCUUCAAGGGUGCGCAAGGAAUAUGACAACGGGAGUGUGGGAGGGCAACCCACACGAACUCCGACACUACUGCGAGCCUCGACUCCUCGACGUCGAGAUGGGAAGAUCGAAACGAAAUGAGCUGCUGAAUACAAUAUGUGAAAAAGAGCUGCUGAAUACGAUAGGUGAAUGCGGACCGGAAACUGAUCAAUCCGCUUCAAACAAGGUGACCCUAACACUUCAGCAAUAUGCCGGUAAUGAAGCCAUGAACGGUUCAAACGAAGAUAUCUCACAACAACAGAAAAGGAUGACAAAAGCAAUUUCGAGAUCCCUUUCCUCGAGAUAUCCUAAAAUUAGCUCCGUGGAAGAGUUGGUCGAAAGUGAUGACGUGAAAACCAAGGAGUUCUCUUCAAUUACAAGUAAGAAAAAACAGUCGAAUCGAAAGUCACAUCGCACGUCAAACUGAGAUAGGCUAAAACGGUCCGGUAAAUUGGUUGGCAAUUCGCCAAAAAAGACGCGAAAAAACUUUUAGUCGGGGAAGAAAUGGGGAUUUUUUUGGACGAGAGAGUACAUUUUUGCGCGUCUUUUCUCUGACUUCUCUGUGAAAUCUAGACAAAGUGUAUAAAACCGAUAGCGAAGGGUCUUUUCCGGUCACCGGAGUCCUCAGUUUGACGUGCAUCGCCGCCGAGAAAAUGAGUUGUGUUGCGGCAAAAUCAAAUUUCUUUUCAAUUCAGCGACGCGACCGGCGCACCGAAAUUGUGCUCAUUAUUUUUUCCGACAGGCUAAUAGCAAUGAUACUUGCAGAUUCUGAAGGAAUAAACGAGCCAUGGAUCCGGACACCGCAACCAAACUUCUUCCUUCUCACAACGGAAACGCAUUUAAAGGCUCUUGCGGGGUCCACAGAGAUAUUUAUUGCUGGGACCUACGAUUUCUGCCCCACAGGAUACCUACAGCUGUUGAGCAUUUUUGGAAAUGUUGAAAGUGACGUGUUGCCAAUGUUUUUGGCCCCCAUGAAAAAGAAAUCAUAUAGUGUGUACAGAAAACUGUUUAUGUAAGUUGCUACUACAAUAAUUUCCUUCGGCUAUGCGCGUCAAGAAAAAAUCGAGCAAAGGCGCUCAAGCAAUGAAAAAUCCUUGGCAUUCUGUUUUAGCUCAAAAAUUAAAUUUUUGCUCCAACGAUAACCUGUCGCCCUCUUUCAUAUAACAAAUGGGUCGUCAGCUAUCUGUUUGAAGCCUAAACUAACAAAGCCUAAAAAAUUUGGCGAUUUUGCCGAUUUCUCCAAGAGUUUCCCUCGACCCUGGUUGAAGUUUGAUGGAAACAUAGUCUGAAACAAGGGGGAUCUUUUGAACCUAAAUCGAAAAAAAUCAUAUGAUUCAGUUUCGAGAUGCAAAAUCUCUUCAUUUUACGCAAUAUUUCGCCUUUCGUCUGUCCAAAAAACGUCAUUGAGACGGAUUUUUGGACUCUUUCAUAAGCGGAAAACAAAAUUCCAAGUUUUGUGUUGAUGGAUAACCCUUUGAGCGCAAAAUCUUGACGUGCCAUGCUUUUUUUUACCUUAUAUUUGAAUCUCCUCUCUGCAGAGCGCUGAAAUCUCUUUUGCAAGAAGCUGGACUAACUAUUGAAUGGAGAACAGCCCACUUUCCAUACGAAACCGCAUCCGUCAAAGCGUUCGCCAUGGUAAGUGUUAUGUAUAACCGUAUGUUCUGAGACAACACACCACCACCUCCCGGACAGACUAGUAUCACCGAUAUUCCUUUACAGGUCUUCCCGUCCGUACAGCCGGUGCUAUGCGUCUUUCUUCUAAAGCAGGCUCUGCUCGAGGAAUUGGGGAAAUCGCGUUUUAAGCGACUAAAAACCGAACACUUUCCAAUCGUGGAAAAAGUGUGCCGGACGCUCGGAGGACUACAACACACAAAGCGGAGGCAAUACGAAUCGCUUAAAGCGGUGAUUCUAGAGUACGUUCAGAGAAAAGAAAAUCGGUAUAGUCGGAAAAUAAUUCGACAAUUGAAACAGCUUGUACUGUCCUUCUUUGCGACCUAUGUGGAUGGGCCGCUGGGGAAAAAGUUUUUCACGCAAUAUCGCUCUGAAACAACGCCGAUUUCGAAGUUCAUCGAGGAUUUCCAUUCAUCACUAGCCGCAUUCUUCCGGAGGAAGCGCCCGCCGUUAGCGCAGUUUUUGUUUCAUAUGAGGUAAGUGGAACUGGGACGAUUGGGGAAACCGAAAAGUAUUAUUUUUCUUCGAUGCAAGUGCCGAAAUUAAGAUAAUCGAGGGUGCUGAUUUCGAAAAUAGCAUUUUUUUGAUCGUUACUUUUUUCUUUAUGUAGUAUUAUAAAGUGGAAAUUUUUUGAAUUUUUUCAUGAAUACUCGAUUUAGGGGUUUUCGAUGGUGCUGCUUUCAAAUCAGAAAAAAAUGAAUGUCAUUUUCGAAAUCAGCACCAUCGAAAACCCCUUUAUCGAGUAUUUAUGAAAAAAAUUAAAAAAAUCCUACUUUACAGUACUAAUUGGUUAUAAGCAAGUAAUGACAUAAUAUUCACUUUUCUUGCAGAAUUUUUGUGGCCGACACUAAUCACCAAAUAUCCGCUUUGCCGGACAAACAAAAAUUCGCAUCGGAAAAGACUCAACAAGAAGCCGACGACAAACUCAAUCAACUGAAACAGCGUUUCCAGCAAGAAUGGUCGUGCGACGAACAACUGUCUGCUCUGCGAACUCUCCGCCGAAUAGGGCGUUAUUUGGGAUAUUAA